Messenger RNA from Rattus norvegicus (Norway rat), 2386 nucleotides. It is a transcript of the gene Oscp1, whose product is annotated as organic solute carrier partner 1. The record is from RefSeq and is a predicted model, not a curated record. Gene Ontology annotation, cellular component: basal plasma membrane. NCBI's taxonomy places the organism in Eukaryota, Metazoa, Chordata, Mammalia, Rodentia, Muridae.
CAUCUGUAAUGGGAUCUGAUGCCCUCUUCUGGUGUGUCUGAAGACAGCUACAGUGUAUUCAUAUGCAUUAAAUAAAUAAAUAAAUCUUUUUUAAAAAAGAAAGAAAGAAAGCUAGAAGGUGUGAUGAGGAGGAUGCCAGAAGCAGGAUGGACGGCACUAAAGGAUGUGCUGUUUUUUAAGUAGUGCCUUUUGAAAUUUAGUCCUACUGCAUCAGAGCAGUGAUACAAAGGAACGUGGGAAUACAGAAAGGGGAAUUAAUUAAGAAAUGUGAAGAUUCUGCAAGGAAAAUAAAUAAGUGGCUGAUUAUUAAUAGGACCCAGGGAGGUGGAUGUGGAUUCCAAAGCUCAAGUCUCAAGAUUGCUGAGGCUGGAGAAACACUGAAAUCUACAAGAAUCAUCUGAAAAGGACCAGCCGAAGGUGAGGGCCGGGCCGGGUUGCCACACUGAGUAGUAAAUCCGGCGUGAUAUCGCUUCCAGGAGAGUUUAGAAAGGAGAUAAAUGAUAUAUAAUUCAGAGUGCCUUUAUGGCGCUUGCCGUGACCUCACUGGUUCCUCUGAGGGUCCCUGGGAGGUGGCUCCCAAAUCUGCCCGGGGCAGCACAGCAGGCAAUGUGGACCGGGACUCUAGACAGGGCGAGCGGCUCCGAAGACUCUGAAGCUGACUUUCCUUGUUCGCCGGUGCAAAAAGUUGGCCCUGGCUGUGCCGCAGUGGAUUCCUGCAGCUGGCUGGAAGGCUCCCGGCGACUAGGAAGCUAGACUAGAAAACUCAAAACCAGCGCUCCCCGGAGGCCAACGUAGAGCACCUCCGUUCGGACCAAUCCCCUGGAGCGGUCUUUGUCACCUAACCCAAUAAGCGCUGUUCUUCGGAGCACCUCCUAUCAAUCCACCAUAUGAUUGGUUCGCCUUUCUGUUCCGCGGCGUUGCCCCAGCAACCGGGCUAUGGACGCGGAGGGGCCUCCAGGCAGCUAAAUUCCGAAACCCUGGGGCUCUUCAUUCACCUGCCCUGCGGGCCUCAAGCACCAUGUCGGUGCGGACUCUGCCGCUGCUCUUCUUGAACUUAGGUGGGGAGAUGCUUUACGUCCUAGACCAGCGACUGAGGGCCCAGAACAUCCCGGGAGACAAGGCCCGCAAAGAUGAAUGGACAGAGGUGGACAGAAAACGAGUUCUGAACGACAUCAUUUCAACCAUGUUCAACAGGAAGUUCACAGAGGAGCUGUUCAAACCCCAGGAGCUGUACUCCAAGAAGGCCUUGAGGACUGUGUACGACCGCCUAGCUCAUGCCUCCAUCAUGCGACUGAACCAGGCCAGCAUGGAUAAGCUCUAUGACCUGAUGACCAUGGCUUUCAAAUAUCAAGUGCUGCUGUGCCCACGCCCCAAGGACGUGCUGCUGGUCACUUUCAACCAUUUAGACUCCAUCAAGGGUUUCAUCCAAGACUCACCAACCAUCAUCCAUCAGGUGGACGAGACCUUCCGGCAGCUGACAGAAAUCUACGGGAGUCUCUCUGCCGGGGAGUUCCAGCUGAUCCGGCAGACACUGCUUAUCUUCUUCCAAGACCUGCAUAUCCGAGUGUCCACAUUUCUAAAGGACAAAGUUCAGAAUUCUAAUGGUCGCUUUGUGUUGCCAGUGUCGGGGCCUGUUCCCUGGGGAAUAGAAGUUCCUGGAGUCAUUAGAGUGUUCAAUGACAAAGGUGACGAGGUGAAGAGGAUGGAAUUCCGGCACGGUGGGGACUAUGUUGCUGCCCACAAGGAAGGUUCUUUUGAGCUUUAUGGAGACCGAGUCUUGAAACUGGGAACUAACAUGUACAGUGCGAGUCGUCCUGUGGAAACCCAUAUGUCUGCAACAUCAAAGAACUCAGCCUCCAGGGCACAGGAAAACAUUGCUCCAAACCCUCUUGCCAAAGAAGAACUGAAUUUCUUGGCCAGGCUAAUAGGAGGGAUGGAGAUCAAGAAGCCAAGUGGCCCUGAACCAGGAUUCCGACUGAAUCUGUUUACCACCGAUGAGGAAGAGGAACAUGCAGCGCUGUCUCGGCCCGAGGAGUUAUCCUAUGAAGUCAUCAGCAUACAGGCCACACAGGACCAGCAACGGAGUGAGGAGUUGGCCCGGAUCAUGGAGGAGUUUGAGAUGACAGAGCAGCCGGAGCGGAACACAAGCAAGGGAGAUGACUUGCUGGCCAUGAUGGACAGGUUAUAGACAAGCAGAUGGGCACACCCUAGGCCUCCCUCAAGAGACUGACUGCCUUAUGACCACUGGGAGAGACAAAUGGCCUGCACCUUCUAGUCCAUUUUCUAAGUCAGAACAAACUGUGAAGAUCUCUCAGAGAGCAUCCAUUUCUGAAGCCACACACGUUUGUGUAUUUUCAGCAAAAUAUAUUCUUGCUCUUAACCCAGA